Pieris brassicae (large cabbage white) is the source of this 2648-nucleotide messenger RNA. RefSeq names its product ras association domain-containing protein 10. The record is from RefSeq and is a predicted model, not a curated record. The coding region runs from base 287 to 1552 and encodes 421 amino acids. Lineage: Eukaryota; Metazoa; Arthropoda; Insecta; Lepidoptera; Pieridae. The transcript has 8 exons.
CGAACCAGCGCGAGGGAAGGCUGCGCGUGCGCACCUUUCGAUUUUCCGAAGUACGUAGUGUUGUGUCGUGAUUGUGUUUGUGAUUAGUGUACUGUGGAUUCAAGGAUUUUUCUCACCCCAAGACAUUUAGAACGCUGUCGAAGCAAGCAGCGCCAUUUAAAUGUUCGUGGAUGCUAAAUAUAAUAUAAAAAUAAAUACUCCAUAGUUUCAUCAAUACUUGUACUUACAUGUAAUCCAGGAUGUUUCUUUAAGAUCGUCUUAAAGUGGAAAGAUUUCAAGUGGAGAUAUGGAGGCUUCCUCAUCAGAUUACAGCGAUGAAGAGGUGGGAGUGCUAGCUCGUGGUCAGAAAUUAUGGGUGAGAGGGGUGCGGUCACACACCACUUGUGCUGAUAUCGUCAGGGCCUUACAAGAUACUCCUGAAGCCAGUUGCUUGAGUGAACCAGGAGAGUGGGUUCUAGCUGAGCGAUGGAGGGGGGUGGAACGACCUUUACCACCAGAUGUGCCCGUGCUGCAUGUAUUGGCUGCGUGGGGAGAUGCUAGACAUGAAGUUCGCCUAUCUCUUCGAAGAUUGUCCAGCGGUGGAGAAGAUGAUUCUGGACGAGACAGCGACGCUGGUAGUUGCAGUAGGACGAGAAGACGACGGAAAGGUCAUAGAGCAGCAACACCUCCACCGAGAGCUAAGAGUGAAGAGCCAGCAGCGAGACUCGUGUCUGUGAUACAGCAUCAGAGUAGGACGAUACACCAGCAACUAGAUAAGCUUAGGGAACAGGAAAAACUAAUUGAUCAAUUGGAAGACCAAACACACAAAAGUAGAAUGGAGAAGCAUGGAACAAAUUAUCUACUGGAAUCAUAUCUGAGAGAUCUCGGGAGGUGCAGUGAGGUAAAUGAUAGCCAAACAGCCAACAGUGACAGCGGUGUGGGAGUUGGCAGUGGCACACCACCAAGAAGACACACAAAACACAAAUCCAGAAGAGAACGGCACUUAAUGAGAGAGCACUACUUUACUAAAGAACUUACAGAUAUCUGCCAAGUAAACUCCGAAAGAUUGAUUCAAACGCACACCGAUACAGAUUCAGAAGCAUCAGCCGACGAAUUAACAAAAAUAAGGGAAGAAAUUGAACUUCUUGAAAAGCUCGCGAUUAUAAACAAAAGACUUCACCGCGAAGAGGAGCUAGUCGUUCGAUUAACAGCGAAGGUAAAACGAUAUACAGACGAAAACAAGGCAAAUAGCUGUGAAAACGUAUCACAAGUGACAAUGCUAAUUGACAAAAUAGAGGAAGAUCUAGCAAAAACAGCACAAGAAAUGCAAGACAACACUAAAGAGUUGGAAAGAACAGAAAGUGAAUUGGAAUAUAGAAUGAAAUUGUUAGAUGAAUUAACCUUACAAUUGGAAGAAGAAGAGUUACAAAAUACUAUUUUGGAAAGACAAUUGAAUGAGGCAUCAAGCCGGCAGCCGAUAGCGUUGCAAGAAAGUUACAUACCUGUUUUAGAUCAAAACCAGCCCAUCUUCACGUACACAGGAAACGGAUAUGUAUUAGAUACCCUUGUAUGACACAACUUAUACACAUAAAUGUAAACAAUAUGUAAGAGCGUUUAUUUAAUUUCGAUAAAGUUGGUAGCUGACAAUUGCUGGCACGGUGCUUUCGAUCUUUUCAGCUAUCUUCUAUAUUAUCUUUAUAACCCACAUGCGAGACAAUUAAAUUUUACCUGAAAAGUAAUAAUUUGAUUUUAAUAGAUAGUAUUGCAACUUGCAACAAUAUCCACCCUGUCAAUUAUAAAAAUAAAGUUAAUAAAUAUAAUAUAACGCAAGACGGUCAUUUUUAAAUUUGCAGAUUUUUUAAUCUUUCAUUGUAAUCAUUUCUUCAGUGAUAUGUUGCCAGCUCUUUCGAAGCAAAAUACUAGAAGUGGGCUCAUUCUUUAAACGAAUAUAUUUUAAAAAAUUGUGUCUUCAGAAAAUAAUUAGAAAUAUUACUUUCUUAGUUCAUGUGCAUAUGUAUAGUAUUUUGUUGUUAUUCCAAAGAUAUAUUUGAAAUUACCAUAAGUUAGCUUCCGCGUGAUUGAAGUCCAAAAUUCUAGAAUCUCGAGAAUUAGUUUUAUAUAAAUGGUGCUAAGAUUAAUUGUAUAUAGUUAAGUUUUGUAUAUUUAUAUAUUGUCCCAUACCAAAAAUGUACAACAGGACCACCAAUAUCGAUUGUAAUAAGUUAGACCUAGUCAAAUUGGUAAGAUGACAAUAAGUAAUAAUCUACAAGUUUGUAUUCAUGAAAUAUAUAAAUAAAACUGACGCCGGAUAAAAAAAUGAUUUCAUUUUUUUUAAAUCUUAAUUUAAAAGAAAUACCUUUUUAUUAUUCAUACCUAAAAAUAUAAGUGCAUUUUUGCUUUGACGUAUCACAUAUUUUAGCAUGGCAACCCAUCUGGGUUACUAGUGACUUGACAACCCGCCAUAGAGAUAUGUUGCAGUACAAUAUCAUUCACUGUUACAAAUUGAUUCAAAUUAUUAAAAAAUGAUAAAGAUCUGUCAUUAGCAUCAUACCACUGCACUUCACCCCUUUGGGUUCUAUGGAUAUGAACCAGUCGUAUUCGCUACGAGUCGUUGUACUACUGGUUUUCAUGUUGAACCCUGGCAUAUAUUAUUGAUGCUUUAUACUGAA